This is a messenger RNA of Priapulus caudatus, 601 nucleotides long. RefSeq names its product unconventional myosin-VIIa-like. The transcript has 6 exons. NCBI's taxonomy places the organism in Eukaryota, Metazoa, Priapulida, Priapulimorpha, Priapulimorphida, Priapulidae. Gene Ontology annotation, cellular component: vesicle; cytoplasm; actin cytoskeleton. Gene Ontology annotation, molecular function: microfilament motor activity; actin filament binding; ATP binding. Gene Ontology annotation, biological process: sensory perception of sound; sensory organ development; vesicle transport along actin filament. Bases 170 to 601 code for a protein of 143 amino acids. The record is from RefSeq and is a predicted model, not a curated record.
UCGCCUCCAUACUGGGCACCUCUCGCAACAUACAGGUGUCCGGUCAUCAGAUUAAGAACAUCGAUGCUACACAGGUUGUAAACGCAGCGCAGACGUGCAGAGAGCAGCGAAACUCCUGCAGGUCAACGAGCGUGAGCUGACGGCCGCUCUGACAUCUCGCACGAUCUUCAUGCGAGGCGACUCCGUAACUACGACGAUGGGAGCCGAGCAAUCGCUGGACGUUCGUGAUGCCCUCGUUAAAGGAAUCUAUGGUCGCAUGUUCAUCUGGAUCGUCGAGAAGAUCAACAAAGCCAUAUUCAGUCCGAAGGCGGACAAGAGCCAGUACAUGUCGAUCGGAGUUCUCGACAUCUUCGGCUUUGAAAACUUUGACAAGAACAGUUUUGAGCAGCUGUGCAUUAAUUAUGCAAACGAGGCACUGCAGCAGUUUUUCAUCCGCCAUAUAUUCAAACUGGAGCAGGAAGAGUACAAUCUAGAGGCGAUCAACUGGCAGCACAUAGAGUUCGUUGACAACCAGGAUGCGCUGGACCUGAUUGCAGUCAAGCCUCUAAAUAUCAUUUCACUCAUUGACGAGGAGUCCAGGUUCCCCAAGGUAAACGACUGA